Messenger RNA from Brassicogethes aeneus, 2371 nucleotides. The record is from the annotation of a GenBank genome assembly. NCBI's taxonomy places the organism in Eukaryota, Metazoa, Arthropoda, Insecta, Coleoptera, Nitidulidae.
AAAUAUGACCCAUAAUCAUUCAGCAAAUAAAAUUGCGUAGUUACCUUAUAAAUAAGUGAAGUAAAUUGUGACGAAAAUCAAUGAUGAAAAAAAUGUUUAAAAAGAAAAAGUCAGAAAUGCGAUCGAGAGAUUCAGUCAAGAUGAGCCUUUUCGCGAACCACAACCAUCUCAAGCAUCUGGAAGUGCCGGAGGACAAUUCUCCGUCCGGAGCUUCGACUCCGGUGUUCUCUUGGAGUCCGUUGCCGCAGAGGAGGCAGCUAAAUUUUACUGAAAAAGAAUUCGAGUACAAAAUAACCCAGAAAAAAUGUUAUCCAAACUGUGACGUAAACGUCUGGUUAAGAUCUUGCGAAGAAGAAAUAAUUGAACCCAUAGAAGGAGUUGUAUCAGGACAUAUACCGAAAUGGUUAAAAGGAUGUCUUAUCAGAAACGGUCCAGGAUCUUUGAAAGCGGGAAAGGACACUUUUGAACAUCUUUUUGACAGUUCUGCUUUAUUACACAGAUUUGGUAUAGAAAAUGGAAAAGUCACAUAUCAAUGCAGAUUUCUACAGUCAGAAAUAUACAAGAAAAACUGGCAAGCCAAUAGAAUUGUCAUUACAGAAUUUGGGACCAAAGCUGUUCCUGAUCCUUGCCACUCUAUUUUUCAAAAAGUUGCAGCUAUAUUUCAUCCAAAAUCAGACACCUCCGAUAACUCAAUGAUAUCCGUAUAUCCUUUCGGAGACGAGCUGUACGCCUUCAAUGAGAUACCAAUAAUCCACAAGAUUAAUACGGAAAACUUGGAGACGGAGGCUCGAGUAGACGUCAGUGAUUACGUAUCCAUAGUUAAUCACACAUCUCAUCCGCAUGUCACGCACGACGGGACGGUUUAUAAUUUGGGAAUGUCGGUUACUGCCAGCGGGCCACAUCACAAUAUUAUAUGUUUUCCCUCAAAGCAUACUUGUUAUAACAAAACAAUGUUUGAAAAGGCUCAGAUAGUCGCAUCAAUACCGGCAAGAUGGCCUCUUCACCCAUCAUACAUGCACACGUUUGGUAUAACAAAGAAAUACUUCCUAAUAGUGGAACAACCCUUAAACCUAUCAGUGACCGCUCUAGUGGCAACAAAACUUAAAAACGAUCCAAUAGCUGGCUGUCUACGAUGGUAUCAAGACGAAUACGUACAAAUAAAUGUAAUAUGUCGAGAGACCGGAAGGUUAAAAAACAAAUUUUUCGCAGAACCAUUUUUCUACUUGCAUAUUAUAAACCAGUAUGAAACACAUGAUUACCUUGUUUUGGAUAUUUGUAUGUACAGGGAUCCCGCUAUGCUGGACUGUAUGUAUAUUGAAACAAUGAAAGCUAUGCAGCAAAAUCCAGACUAUGCCAAAAUGUUUCGAGGUAGACCUGCAAGAUUUGUUCUACCCUUAAAACCAGAACCAAUGGAUAGACAUAUCAAUUCUAAUUUGGUAAAUUUAGAACAUUCUAAAGCCAAGGCGUAUUAUUUGCCUAACGGCGAAAUAUUUUUGAAGCCUGAAAAACUUUGUGACCUGGGCUGUGAGACGCCUAGAAUAUUUUAUGAAGUCCAUUUAGGAAAGCCUUAUAGGUAUUUCUAUGCCAUUAGUUCAGAUGUAGAUGCUGAAAAUCCUGGGACUAUCAUUAAAGUCGACAUUUAUAACAAAUCAGCAAAAACGUGGUGUGAGCCUAACUGUUAUCCUAGUGAGCCGGUUUUUGUACCGUCUCCUAAUCCAAGAUUUGAAGACGAUGGUGUAGUUUUGGCAGCAAUGGUUUGGGGUAACGAAGAUACCAACCACGCUGGUCUACUAAUUUUAGAUGCAAAAACAUUUACCGAAAUAGGCAGAGCCGAAUUUGAAACCCCUGGACCGGUUCCUAAGUGUCUGCAUGGAUGGUUUGUUCCUAAAGAACCUUUAGUAAUAUAAGCAAAAAACAUUGUAUUGUUUACUAUACAGAGUGCCCUAAGUAUCCUAUGUGUAUACAUAUAAUAUUUUUUAUUUGAAGUGCUUGUACAAGAUGGAUUGUAGAAAAAAAACGCAGUCAAAACCAAAAACCGUUAUAACUUUGUUAUUUCUGGAAAAAUGUUUUACAUGUAAACAUUUACAUCCAAUUUUUAAGAUAUUGGUGGUAACUCAAAAUCUAAUUAUUAAAAAAAAGUCACAUUUAUAAAUAACAAUUUUUGGUUUUGGCAGGUUUUUUCAAUUUUUAAAUUCAAUUUAAUUAGACUUAUAAUUACGCACCAUUUCUCUAAUUUAACCUUGUAACUUUUCAAAUAAAAAAACAUACAUAGAGGGAUACUUGGUGCAGCCAGUAUACAAAAGAUUAAAUAUUUACCUGUGUAGCAGUAUUUUUUUAUGAAAUAUAAUUUGUUCAAUAUACUUUUACAAGA